Messenger RNA from Lathyrus sativus (Indian pea), 810 nucleotides. The record is from the annotation of a GenBank genome assembly. NCBI's taxonomy places the organism in Eukaryota, Viridiplantae, Streptophyta, Magnoliopsida, Fabales, Fabaceae.
AUGAAACACCAAAAACUCCUUCAAAAUCUACUAAUACUAGUAACUAUCCUAAUCCUUUCAACCACAUGGACCAUAGCAGAUGAAGUUGACGAUGAGAGUGAGUUUGAUUACAUAAAAGGGAGCAAAAAGGGUCCUUUACAUUGGGGAGAAAAGAAGGAAUGGGCAACAUGUAAAAAUGGGAUAAUGCAAUCUCCAAUUGAUAUGUCAAGUAACAUAGUGAAAGUUGUGCCAAAGUUGGGAGAACUAAAGAAGAAUUAUAAGCCUCAAAAUGCUAUUAUUAGAAACAGAGGUCAUGAUAUUCAGCUGAAAUGGGUAGGAGAUGCAGGGUCAAUAAAUAUCAAUGGGACAGAAUUUUUUCUACAUCAACUCCACUGGCAUUCACCUUCUGAACACACCAUUAAUGGCCAAAGGUAUGAUAUGGAGCUACACAUGGUUCAUGAAACCCUAAGAAUAAAUGGGAAAAGCAAAAUAGCUGUCGUUGGACUUCUCUAUAAAAUUGGUGGACCCGAUUCCUUUCUUACUAAGUUGUCAAAAUAUAUCGAAACCAUCGAGGAUUCUAAAGCAGGAAGAGGCGUUGGGGUGAUUGAUCCCUCAGAAGUCAAGUUGGGAUGCGAGAAGUAUUAUAGAUACAUGGGUUCCCUCACUAUUCCUCCUUGUGAUGAAGGUGUCAUUUGGACUAUUAAUAAAGAGAUAAGAAGUGUGUCUAAAGCGCAAUUGGAGUUACUGGAAGAGGUUGUUCCUGAUCAUGCAGAGAUGAAUGCUAGACCUGUGCAACUCCUAAAUGGAAGAGAAAUACAACUAUAUGAUUAA